AUGUCCGAUAGCAACUUAGUAGCCCCAAGGAGUUUUCUACAAGUUGCAAGAAGACCAAUAAAUGAGAGGACUAUUUGUGUAAGGAAACCCUCGACCUUCUACAGAUCUGUCUCCACUGUUUUCAAGGCUAGCACCACAGGCCCACCUGGUGUACAGGCUGGCACCUACAGGCCCAUCUGGUGUACAGGCCAUGCCUACAGGCCCACCUGGUGUACAGGCCAAGUGCCUACAGGCCCACCUGGUGUACAGGCCACACCUACAGGCCCACCUGGUGUACAGGCCAGCACCCACAGGCCCACCUGGUGUACAGGCCAAGCACCCACAGGCCCACCUGGUACAGGCAAGUGCCUACAGGCCCACCUGGUGUACAGGCCAAGUACCCACAGGCCCACCUGGUGUGUACAGGCCAUACCUACAGGCCCACCUGGUGUACAGGCCAGCACCCACAGGCCCACCUGGUGUACAGGCCAAGUGCCUACAGGCCCACCUGGUGUACACAGGCUGGCACCACAGGCCCACCUGGUGUACAGGCCAGCACCCACAGGCCCACCUGUACAGGCCAAGUACCUACAGGCCCACCUGGUGUACAGGCCAGUACCUACAGGCCCACCUGGUGUACAGGCUGGGCACCUACAGGCCCAUCUGGUGUACAGGCCAAGUACAGGCCCACCUGGUGUACAGGCCAGCACCUACAGGCCCACCUGGUGUACAGGCCAAGUACCUACAGGCCCACCUGGUGUACAGGCCAAGCAAUACACAGGCCCACCUGGUGUACAGGCCAAGUACCUACAGGCCCACCUGGUGUACAGGCCAAGGCACCCACAGGCCCACCUGGUGUGCACAGGCCAAGUGCCUACAGGCCCACCUGGUGUACAGGCCACACCUACAGGCCCACCUGGUGUACAGGCCAGUACCUACAGGCCCAUCUGGUGUACAGGCCACACCCACAGGCCCAUCUGGUGUACAGGCCAAGUACCUACAGGCCCACCUGGUGUACAGGCCACACCCACAGGCCCAUCUGGUGUACAGGCCAGCACCCAGGCCCAUCCUGGUGUACAGGCCAAGUACCCACAGGCCCACCUGGUGGCUCAGGCCAAGUACCCACAGGCCCAUCUGGUGUACAGGCCACACCUACAGGCCCACCUGGUGUACAGGGCUACACCCACAGGCCCACCUGGUGUACAGGCCCAAGUACCUACAGGCCCACCUGGUGUACAGCCAAGUGCCUACAGGCCCAUCUGGUGUACAGGCCAGUACCCACAGGCCCAUCUGGUGUACAGGCCAAGUACCUACAGGCCCACCUGGUGUACAGGCCAAGUACCUACAGGCCCACCUGGUGUACAGGCCAAGUGCCUACAGGCCCACCUGGUGUACAGGCCAAGUGCCUACAGGCCCACCUGGUGUACAGGCCAGUACCUACAGGCCCACCUGGUACAGGCCAAGUACCUACAGGCCCACCUGGUGUACAGGCCAGCACCACAGGCCCACCUGGUGUACAGGCCACACCCACAGGCCCACACCGUGUACAGGCCAAGUACCACAGGCCCACCUGGUGUACAGGCCAAGGCACCUACAGGCCCACCUGGUGUACAGGCCAAGUACCCACAGGCCCACCUGGUGCCAGGCCAAGUACCCACAGGCCCACCUGGUGUACAGGCCAAGCACCAGGCCCAUCUGGUACAGGCCAAGUACCUACAGGCCCAUCUGGUGUACAGGCCAAGUACCUACAGGCCCAUCUGGUGUACAGGCCAAGUGCCUACAGGCCCACCUGGUGUACAGGCCAAGUACCUACAGCCCACCUGGUGUACAGGCCAAGUACCCACAGGCCCACCUGGUGUACAGGCCGAGCACCCACAGGCCCAUCUGGUGUACACACAGCACCCACAGGCCCACCUGGUGUACAGGCCAAUGCCUACAGGCCCACCUGGUGUACAGGCCAAGUGCCCUACAGGCCCACCUGGUGUACAGGCCAAGUGCCUACAGGCCCACCUGGUGUACAGGCCAAGUACCCUACAGGCCCACCUGGUGUACAGGCCAAGUUACAGGCCCACCUGGUGUACAGGCCAGGGCACCUACAGGCCCAUCUGGUGUACAGGCCAAAGUACCUACAGGCCCACCUGGUGUACAGGCCAAUGCCUACAGGCCCACCUGGUGUACAGGCCAAGUGCCUACAGGCCCACCUGGUAUACAGGCCAAGUGCCUACAGGCCCCUGGUGUAGGCCAGUACCCUACAGGCCCACCUGGUGUACAGGCCAGUGCCUACAGGCCCACCUGGUGUCACAGGCCACCCUACAGGCCCACCUGGUGUACAGGCCAAGUACCUACAGGCCCACCUGGUGUACAGGCCAAGUACUACAGGCCCACCUGGUGUACAGGCCAAGUACCUACAGGCCCAUCUGGUGUACAGGCCAAGUACCUACUGGCCCACCUGGUGUACAGGCCAAGUACCUACAGGCCCACCUGGUGUACAGGCCAAGUACCUACAGGCCCACCUGGUGUACAGGCCAAGUAUCUACAGGCCCAUCUGGUGUACAGGCCAAGUACCUGACCCACCUGGUGUACAGGCCAAGUACCUACAGGCCCAUCUGGUGUACAGGCCAAGUACCUACUGGCCCACCUGGUGUACAGGCCAAGUACCUACAGGCCCACCUGGUGUACAGGCCAAGUACCUACAGGCCCACCUGGUGUACAGGCCAAGUACCUACAGGCCCAGCUCGUGUCGCAAAGUUUUUGGGCUCACCUCCGUACAUUUUCCUCUGA
Molecule: messenger RNA, 2760 nt
Organism: Homarus americanus (American lobster)
Lineage: Eukaryota; Metazoa; Arthropoda; Malacostraca; Decapoda; Nephropidae
Product: adhesive plaque matrix protein-like
Exons: 2
Coding region: 1-2760 (919 amino acids)
Source: RefSeq, a predicted model, not a curated record